Messenger RNA from Laetiporus sulphureus 93-53, 1769 nucleotides. RefSeq names its product isocitrate lyase. Gene Ontology annotation, molecular function: isocitrate lyase activity. The record is from RefSeq and is a predicted model, not a curated record. The transcript is spliced from 6 exons. Gene Ontology annotation, biological process: carboxylic acid metabolic process. Bases 9 to 1643 code for a protein of 544 amino acids. NCBI's taxonomy places the organism in Eukaryota, Fungi, Basidiomycota, Agaricomycetes, Polyporales, Laetiporaceae.
UCCCCGUCAUGGCCCACAACGAACGCGCUGCUUUCCAGGCUGAGGUUGCCCGCGUAGAGCAAUGGUGGAAGGACCCCCGCUUUGCGCGCGUGAAGCGCCCCUACACCGCCGCGCAGGUGGUGUCGAAGAGAGGCACGCUCCCAAUCUCGUACCCCUCCAACGUCCUCGCGAAGAAGCUUUGGGCAUCUCUUGCCGACCAUUUCAGGAACGGCACACCGUCGCACACCUACGGAGCGCUUGACCCUGUGCAAGUCACGCAGAUGGCCAAGUACCUCGAGACCGUCUACGUCUCUGGCUGGCAGUCGUCCAGCACGGCAUCCAGCACACACGAGCCUGGCCCGGAUCUUGCUGACUACCCCUCCAACACUGUCCCCAACAAGGUUGAGCACCUUUUCAUGGCCCAGCUCUUCCACGACCGGAAACAGGCGGAGGCACGGUCAAACCUGUCCGAGUCGGAGCUCGCGCGCACGCCUGUGAUCGACUACCUCCGGCCGAUCAUCGCAGAUGCCGACACCGGCCACGGUGGUCUGACUGCCGUCAUGAAGCUCGCAAAGAUGUUCGUCGAGAAGGGCGCGGCGGGCAUUCACAUUGAGGACCAGGCACCUGGAACGAAGAAGUGCGGACACAUGGCAGGCAAGGUGCUCGUGCCAAUCUCGGAGCACAUCAACCGUCUUGUCGCCAUCCGUCUCCAGUUCGACAUCAUGGGCGUUGACAACCUUGUUAUUGCUCGUACCGACUCAGAGGCCGCGACGCUCAUCACGACCAACGUUGACGAGCGCGACCAUGCAUGGAUCCUUGGCUCGACCAACCCUGACCUCCGACCGCUCGUCACCGUCCUUGGCGAGGCCGAGCGCGCAGGCAAGACUGGCGAGGCGCUGGAGAAGGUCGAGGAGGAGUGGACGGCCGCCGCGAACAUUCAGCUGUUCGCUGUGACUCUGUCUAAUGCUCUCAAGGCGCAGACGAAUGCGUCUUCAAUCACGCUUGAACGCUUCCAGAAGCGCAUCGCACACCUCUCCUACCCCGACGCUGUCGCGGUUGCCAAGAAGGAGUUCGGCCUGAAGAAUGCGCCUUUCUGGGACUGGGACGCACCGCGGACGCGCGAGGGCUUCUACCGCUACCAGGGUGGCACGCAGUGCGCAGUCAAUCGUGCCGUUGCGUUCGCACCUUACGCCGACCUGCUCUGGAUGGAGACGAAAAAGCCGAUCCUUACGCAGGCGAAGGAGUUCGCGGAGGGGGUGCACGCUGUCUACCCGCAGCAGUGGCUCGCUUACAACUUGAGCCCGUCGUUCAACUGGGAGGCGGCCGGAUUGAAUUCCGAGGACAUGCGCUCGUACGUGUGGGAGCUCGCCAAGCUCGGCUUCUGCUGGCAGUUCAUUACGCUCGCGGGUCUGCAUUCGGACGCGUACAUCAGCGACCUCUUUGCUCGGGCGUUCGCGACGGAGGGCAUGAAGGCCUACGUCGAGCUCAUUCAACGGCGCGAGCGGGAGAUUGGCUGCGAUGUCCUCACUCACCAGAAGUGGAGCGGUGCCGAUUACAUGGACAACCUCAUGAAGACUGUCACCGGCGGCGUCUCCUCGACGUCGGCCAUGGGCAAGGGCGUGACGGAGGCGCAGUUCACUCAGCCGGCGAAGUCGAGGCUGUGAUGGUCGGAUGCUUUUGGAAGGAUGCGGACGUUUCGUUAGGCUCGUGUUCUUGUUUCUGGCGUGAUGCCGUCCUUGUCGCUGUAUCGCUGUAUUUCAUACUGUAAAAAGAAUUGACAUCCUAUGGAU